AUGGAGUCACCGGCAGACGAAGCUGAGGUCCAAAAUUCAAGGCGGGAGAAGAGCUUGAGCUACACAGGGAGGAGAUGGUCUCACGGCUGGGGCGUUGACGGCCAUCCGUACCUGGACUCUUCUUCACAGUUCCUCCACCUGAGUAAGCCGCAGCCUGCAGCACCUGCGCGUGCCCCGGCCUGGGCGCCAAGCUAUCCCUACCCGCGAGCUUUGCGAGGUCCCGGGUCGGCGUUGCAGGAGCCCACGCUUGACGCAAGGAAGCGCGAGCCGGGCACCGGUAGCCUGCUGGAGGCAAUGGAGACGGCUGCGGCCGCGGCUGCUCCAAGUGCUUUGCCCGAAGACCUGCUGCAUUCGCUGGAUGACUUGUCGGCAGCUCUGGGGAGCCUUGACACGCCAGGUGUUCUGGAUGCUCUGCAGCGACUCAAAACAUUUCUCUUCGAGGAAGAGAGGCUGAUGGCGAGUCGGGCUAAAGACCUAUUGGACGCGUACGCCGGAAGACGAAGCCCGCCUCCACCCUGCAAGAGCUGGAAAGUUCGAGCGGUGGAGAAAGAGAUCUACAAACGCUUUCGGGAGGUCUGUUCUAAAAACCCAGAAGGCAUUCAGCACUUCAUGGAGAACGGACUUCCUUCUCAGCUUCUCUCAAUCCUGGAGCCGUAUCGUUUGGCGAGACAGGCUGCGGACAUCUCAGCUCCUCUGGCCAAGCAGAGUCCGAAGCCGAAGCCCCAAGUCACUACGCCUACGACGCCUACGACUGGUUCAAGGGAUGCCGCCGUUUCGGCGUCUCACCGUGCAUUCGCACCGGCGAGGAUCCGUGCAUCGGAGGCAAAACUUUCCAGUGCAGCUCUGCAGUUGCCGUGGUCAUCAGAAGAAUGUUGGGAGAGACGCUGGGAGCAAGAUCUUGUUUGGCAUCCGGGGAUCCUCUAUGCGGCGCACCAAGCUUUGCCCCAACAGAGAUAG
Symbiodinium sp. CCMP2592 is the source of this 957-nucleotide messenger RNA. The record is from the annotation of a GenBank genome assembly. Lineage: Eukaryota; Dinophyceae; Suessiales; Symbiodiniaceae.